AUGCCUUCUUGGUCGUACGACUUGACCGAACAAGGGUUGCGCAAGUACCUCGGCGAGAAGCCGGAGUAUCGAGUCAUACCCAAGCGGCUGAAGCACCUCGAGGUGUUCUGCACGGAAUUGGAGAAGCGCUUGCAAUACGCACCGAAGAAUCAGCCUCUAGCACAGCCGCUGAUGGAGGUCGGCUACUCAAAAGACUCCGAGAAGCGUCUGUUCGAUCAUUCGAACCAUACGUCGUCGAAAUGGCUCACGAACCUACGCACUCCAUUCUCCAUCUUCUUUAGGUUUCUCCACGUAUCGUGCGGGCCGCAGUGUGAGGAGCGCAUACAAAUCACGCCGGAUGACUGGGAAGACUUCCUCAAACACACACUGGACCAUAGCGCUCCGGAGAGGAACUACGAUGCAUAUUCUGCCAGGCGCCAUGCGGAAGCGGGACAGGUCCGGCGUCUGGAGGAGACCCACUGCAGAAUCGUGUUGAUGGAGCGAUACUGGGCGGUCCAGGCCUGUCUACACAGGGUUGAGGAGAAGGAUGCUAUCCUGGACGCAGCCGACGCGGCGAGGGCGAAUAUUAUCCUCGACUGCGGCAAGGUCCUUAGGGCCGCCGCAAAGCGCAUCAUCAGAACUGUGGGCGCUGAGCUACUGAUUGAGGACGCGGAGUUGCUCCUGGAGGGAUAUCGCGCGUUGGAGGAAGGCCGGUGGGAAGAGUAUGCGAAGAAGACAGAAGCUCAGUGGGCAGAGAUCCAGCGCCUGAUCGACGACCACUGGGCGGAAUGCCUGCAGAAGGAAGAACAGGCGAAGGCAAAGGCUCAAUCGGAGACUCGCGCAGGGGCAAGCGGUUCGCGGACAUCGGAAGAGGGCCUGCAGCUCGAAGCCCAGGACUCGGCAGCCCAGCAUAUGGAAGGUCAGCCGGAGGUCCAGCCGGAGGUCCAGCCGGAGGUCCAGCAGGAAGUCUCAAGGACAAUGGAUGAUGAUUGA
Molecule: messenger RNA, 972 nt
Organism: Coniosporium apollinis CBS 100218
Lineage: Eukaryota; Fungi; Ascomycota; Dothideomycetes
Exons: 2
Coding region: 1-972 (323 amino acids)
Source: RefSeq, a predicted model, not a curated record